Messenger RNA from Canis lupus familiaris (dog), 1224 nucleotides. Its product is annotated as L-lactate dehydrogenase A chain-like. The record is from RefSeq and is a predicted model, not a curated record. Gene Ontology annotation, molecular function: L-lactate dehydrogenase (NAD+) activity. Gene Ontology annotation, cellular component: cytoplasm. Gene Ontology annotation, biological process: carboxylic acid metabolic process. NCBI's taxonomy places the organism in Eukaryota, Metazoa, Chordata, Mammalia, Carnivora, Canidae.
AUGUGGUACUUGAAUUCUAGCCUUCUUUCCCAUCUGUCUGUUAGUACUGACUUUCCAAUUUUUAUAGCUAUAUUCAGUGGGACGGGCAAGGAACCAGAAACAGAGAGUCGGAGCAGCCGCCGCCAAGUUCUGACCUGGCUCCGUGCCGCCGCCUCCACUGCCCGAUGUGAAUUCCGGAUUCCUUUUGGUUCUAAGUCCAAAAUAGCAACUCUCAAGGAUCAGGUGAUUCAGAAUCUUCUUAAGGAAGACCAUAUCCCCCAGAAUAAGAAAGUUGUUGGGGUUGGAGCUGUAGGCAUGACUUGUGCCAUCAGUAUCUUAAUGAAGGACUUGGCAGAUGAACUCGCUCUUGUUGAUGUCAUGGAAGACAAAUUGAAGGGAGAGAUGAUGGAUCUCCAGCAUGGCAGCCUUUUCCUUAGAACACCAAAAAUUGGCUCUGGCAAAGACUAUAAUGUGACUGCAAAUUCCAAGCUGGUUAUUAUCACAGCUGGGGCAUGUCAGCAAGAGGGAGAAAGUCGUCUUAAUUUGGUCCAGUCUAACGUGAACAUCUUUAAGUUCAUCAUUUCUAAUAUUGUCAAAUACAGCCCAAACUGCAAGUUGCUUGUUGUUUCCAAUCCAGUGGAUACCUUAACCUAUGUGGCUUGGAAGAUAAGUGGCUUUCAAAAUUGCGUUAUUGGAAGUGGUUGCAAUCUGGAUUCAGCCGGGUUCCCUUACCUAAUGGGGGAAAGGCUGGGAGUUCACCCAUUAAGCUAUCAUGGGUGGGUCCUUGGAGAGCAUGGAGACUCCAGUGUGCCUGUAUGGAAUGGAGUAAAUGUUGCUGGGGUCUCUCUGAAGAAUCUGCACCCUGACUUAGGCACUGAUGCAGAUAAGGAACAGUGGAAAGAGGGUCACAAACCGGUGGUUGACAGUGCCUAUGAGGUGAUCAAACUGAAAGGCUACACUUCCUGGGCCAUUGGACUGUCUAUAGCAGAUUUGGCAGAAAGUAUAAUGAAGAAUCUUAGGUGGGUGCAUCCAAUUUCCACCAUGAUUAAAGGUCUCUAUGGAAUAAAGGAUGAUGUCUUCCUUAGUGUUCCUUGCAAUUUGGAACAGAAUGGAAUCUCCAAUGUUGUGAAGGUGACUCUGACUCCUGAGGAAGAGGCCCGUUUGAAGAAGAGUGCAGAUAUACUUUGGGGGAUCCAAAAGGAGCUGCAGUUUAAAAAUUCUCUAAUGUAGGGGAUCCCUGGGUGG